This is a messenger RNA of Ahaetulla prasina, 2893 nucleotides long. It is a transcript of the gene UBL3, whose product is annotated as ubiquitin like 3. The transcript is spliced from 5 exons. The coding region runs from base 925 to 1278 and encodes 117 amino acids. NCBI's taxonomy places the organism in Eukaryota, Metazoa, Chordata, Lepidosauria, Squamata, Colubridae. Gene Ontology annotation, molecular function: protein binding. The record is from RefSeq and is a predicted model, not a curated record.
GCUGCUGAGGGAGACCCCGGAGAAGGAGGAGGAGGAGGAGGAAGAAGAGGCGGAGAAGGGACUGUGGAGAAAGGAACCGGCGGGGGCGAUGAAAGCCGAGACUUGAGGCGGAGGGGGCGGCGAGGGCUGCUGCUGCUCCUGCUGCGAGAGGCAACUGCAGUUUAAAUCCCCCCUUGAGCUGCUGCUGCUGCAGUUUGAGGGGGGAGGGUAACAUUUCUUUGUCCCUUCCCUUCCCUCAUCCCCGGCUUAUUUUAAUAGGUAUAUCUUUAACUCAGCCUUGUAAAUGCUGUAGGAAGCACGCCUUUCCAAGGAAGAGAAGCCCACCCCGCCACCCACCCCACUUUCACUUACUGAGGAUCGGACCAGAGCGCCCCCCCUGGAUCCCCCCCCCACAACAAGAACUUUGGCCUCAGGGAAAGAAGGACGGUCGCUGCUUUAUUUACUUCACUGAGUGCCUGUCGCUUAUUUUUUUUCUCUCCUUUUUAAUGAGAAGGUGACUCGGAUACAGAACUAUCCUCUGAAUCAUCUUCGUCAUUCAUUAUUGGUCUAGGCUGGAGAGGAAGAGCAAGAGAGGAAGAAAAAGCGCUCCUACACAAUUCAUGUUGUUGUUGUUGUAUGUUUUUGCCUGGUCUAUCUGGCACAACUGGUGUUCGUGCUGCUGUUGACAAGAAUCCGUUGCUGUCUUCUGGUUUCCCUGUGGUUUCCUCUCUGAUCCAGCCUUUUUAAUACCAGUUGGAUUCUUUUGUCAGUUUCCUUGCUGCGGGUCAGGUGCUUUUAUUGAAGGAAGCAAACACGCACAACUUACCAGGAACAAAACCAAAGAUUGGUUACCUGGAAGAUCUUUUACUAUACCUGUGUUGUUUUGGCUGGCUUUUACAUUUCCCUCCUUCUUUGUUUCUUGAAACCGACAGCCUAGUUAUCAAGAUGUCUAGCAGUGUUCCAUCUGAUAUGAUAAAUUUGCGCCUCAUUUUGGUAAGUGGAAAAACGAAAGAGUUCUUGUUCUCACCAAAUGAUUCAGCAGCGGACAUUGCAAAACAUGUAUAUGACAACUGGCCAAUGGAUUGGGAAGAAGAACAAGUGAGCAGUCCAAAUAUUCUGAGACUUAUUUAUCAAGGAAGAUUUCUUCAUGGCAAUGUGACACUAGGAGCAUUAAAAUUGCCCUUUGGCAAAACAACAGUGAUGCAUUUGGUGGCUAGAGAGACAUUGCCAGAGCCAAAUUCUCAAGGGCAGAGAAAUCGUGAAAAAACUGGAGAGAGCAAUUGUUGUGUGAUCCUGUAGAAGCUCCACUGUACCUGCUACUUGUGAUGUAGAAUAGUUUUUGUCUCUCAUGCUGCAGGAUUAGAGGAGACCAACAUUGUUUCAAAAACCCUUUCUGCCUAUGUGAAUCCACUGAACUGAAAUAUUACAUGAACCUGGUCACACUUUUUUUCUAGAACAAUGAAUACUUUUUUAUUUCUACUCUUUAUGUUGUUGAACAAGCUUAUUAAUGCAUCAUUUCGCCAAUGAAUUUUCUCUCCAAGAAAAAAAUUAACUACUCUUCAGCAGAAAUCAUUUUGCUACCUUAAAAUCAUUCUUAACCGGAACUUUAACCAAUCACGAAUACUAGAGGCAAUUUGCACUAAAACGGCUGACAAUAUAUAGACUUCAUCAACAAAUGUUCUUAAGUAUUUCCAACACCGAGAAAUGAAUCAGCACUGAAAAAAAUCCAUAGUUUUUUUCUUAAAUUUAGUCAUGGCCAAUAGAAAGCAGGGAGAUAGAUGGGUGGGAAAGAGUAACUGCUAAGUAAAUUCUACCUAAGUCACCCUUGAUGACCAAGUGGCACAAAACACUAACUACUAAAAUUGUCUAUAUAUAAAAAAAAUCUCACUGCAACAAACUAUGUGCCUGUAAUUUUAAAGCACUCUGUAGAGGGCUCUUGCAACUUUUUUUUUUUAUUGAUGUGCACUCUUCUUUCGUACAUUUGUUGAGUGCUUGUUUAGACAGCACAAAUAAGUGCAGAGAGUGCAUUUCCUAGCCUUAAUAUGGGAGGGGUAAUUUCCUGUAGUUCAUAGGCUUUUAUUAUUGUGCAUAAAUAUUAAAGACCUCAUUUACUAAUCAAUUUAUGUCUUUGAAUAUCUACAAUUGAUGUUUUUCAGUCAUCCUUAUUCAUCUGAUCUUAGUGUCCAGUGUCAUGCUUACUCGUGACUUCAAAGAGAUAAUUAAAAGGAUAAAAUAGAAAAAAAUGCUAAAUGAUGAGUUCAUUUGUUUGUUAUUUGCAUUUGAUAUUAGUGCUUGCAAUUGUAUUGGAAAUCAAAAGCUGUUUUUUAAAAGCAUACAUAGUUACAAAGGAUGCCAUUAUUUUAUUUCAUGUAAUUUAAAAAAAGAUAUGCUAAAAAAUUUGCACAGCACUAAAGCAUGAGGUAGUUUCAUCUAAACUUGUAAAAAUUAUAUAAAGAUUUUAUAUUUUUUCUACUAGGGAGAAAUCUUCCUAGUUGAAAGUAAAAAAUAUGUAGAAUAUAUUUAAUUAAAAAAAACUUAUAAAAACAUGGCUACAGAACUUAAGUAUAGAUUGGCGGGUAAAAUAAUACAACAAUAAACUAUAUAAAUAGAUCUAGGCUUUUAAAGAUGCAGACUGACAUUGUGUUCUGUAUUUGAGUCCAUAGCCAUUACAAACGUUCCGUGUUUUGAAUGAUCUUCAUUUAAAUGUAAUCAGGUUACUUUAUUCAAUGUUACUGCUUUGAGAAAAUGCUUUAUAUGCAGUAGGCCUACAAAGAUAUUGUUCAUAAUGAUCAAAAUUAAAUUUGUAUAGAGCAGAGUUUUAAACAAAUUGUAAAUAGCACUAAACAUUUUCCUUCUGCAACCUGUACUGAUAGAUUCUUCUGUAAACUAAAUAAAAGAAGAAUAUUGUAGUGUA